AAAUUCAUUCAAAAGGCACCUAAAUGGCGCUGCGGUGAAUAUGUGUGUCUAUUUUGAAGCUUGACAUAUUUUUAGUUGUUUGCACUUUCUUCCACUUCAAAAAUUAAAAUGGUCUUCCUUGAAUUUGAUGAUGAGCCGGAGCUUAUGCAGAGUGUGUUUCGCGGCGACCUGGGAGAGGUCCUGCAGGUCCUGCUCGAUGGCGGGGACGCCAACUAUCAGGACGCUGAGCAGCGCACCCCGCUGCACGCGGCCGCGUUCUGCGGUCACGCUGAGAUUGCCGAGGCGCUCCUUCUGAACGGGGCGCGCGUCAACGCCAAGGACAGCAAGUGGGCCACCCCGCUGCACUGGGCCUGCCUCCAGGGACAGUCGGGGGCGGCGCUGAUGCUGCUGCAGCACGAGAGCGACAUCAUGGUGCGGGACAAGCUGUGGCAGACGCCGCUGCACAAGUGCGCCAUCUCUGGCGCCGUGGAGAUUGCUGAGCUGCUGGCCGACCUGCUGAGUACCGUCAGUACCACGGACCGCGCCGGCUGGACGCCGCUCCACCACGCCGCCUACCACGGGCGGGUCGAGAUGGUGCAGCUUCUGCUGGAUCGCGGCGCCGCCGUGAACGCGCACGACAAGCGCGGCCGGCGCGCGCUCCACCUGGCCGCCAGCCAGGACCGAGAGCGGGUCGUCAGACUGCUGCUCGACCGCAACGCGGACGUCAACGUCGGAGACAAAAAGAUGUGCACCCCGCUGCACUGUGCGGCGGCCGCCGGCCACGGCUCCUCCCUGGACCUGCUGCUGGCGGCGCCCGGCGUGGACACGGGGGCGGCCUGCGCGUCCGGUGGUACCCCGCUGCAUACGGCGGCUGUACACGGACAGCUGGACACUCUGCGGUGUCUGCUGGCGGCCGGCGCCAACGUGCAGGCCACCGACCGCCGCGGACAGACGGCGCUGCACCUGGCCGCUGCCACCACGCGCGGUCUGGACUGCGUCAAACUGCUGCUGAGCCGCGGCGCCGACCCUCGCUCGGCCGCCGCGCCGGCCGGACUGACACCACUGCAUAUGACGGCCAUGCACGGCCGGUUCCAGCGGGCCCGGCUGCUGCUCAACAGAGGCGCCGAGGUGGACGCGUUGGACGCCCGCAGCUGCUCCCCGCUCCACCUGGCCGCCGCCUGCGGGCACGACGUCCUCGUGAAGACGCUGUUCCAGCACGGUGCCGACGUCAACAGAGCUGGACCGGACGGGAUGACGCCGCUGCACCUGGGCGCACUGAACGGGUUCACCGCCUGCGUGAAACAGCUGCUGGAGCUCGGCGUGGACAUCCGGGCCACGGACAGCCUGGGACGCACCGCGCUCCACCUCUCCGCGCACAAAGGGAACCAGGACAGCACGAGCCUUCUGCUGGCGCGGGGAGCCGACCUCAGUGCCGCCGAUAAACAGGGUCGUCUGCCGCUGCACUACGCGGCCGCGCGCGCCAACUAUGAGGUGGCUGUGACGCUGGUGGUGGCCGGUGCCGACGUCUCGUGCACAGACAGCCACGGCCGCACGCCGCUCUACUGCGCCGCGGCCGCCGACGCCGACGGAAGGACGGUACAGCUGCUGCUGCAGCGCGGCACCGACCCGCUCCAGCCGGACUCGGAGGGCCGCUCACCUCUCCAUCUGGCGGCCGCCGCCGGCCACCGCGCCGCGCUGGACCUUCUGCUCGACUCGCGCGGUGUGUGCUCCGUGCUGGGACCGCCGGCCGGCGAGGAGCGCUGCCCGCCGGCGGCGCCCAGUCCCCUCCACCUGGCUGCGUUCCACGGUCACCAGGCCAACCUGAUGAACCUAAUGGCCGUGAUGGAUAACGUCAACCUGCUGGAGGGACGCGGACGGACGGCGCUGCACCUGGCGGCGGCGCGCGGCAACCUGCCCUGUCUGCUCUCACUGCUGGAACAAAAG
This is a messenger RNA of Amphibalanus amphitrite, 1923 nucleotides long. Its product is annotated as serine/threonine-protein phosphatase 6 regulatory ankyrin repeat subunit A-like. The transcript is spliced from 14 exons. The annotation marks the transcript as partial. Gene Ontology annotation, molecular function: protein binding. The record is from RefSeq and is a predicted model, not a curated record. Lineage: Eukaryota; Metazoa; Arthropoda; Thecostraca; Balanomorpha; Balanidae.